This is a messenger RNA of Dioscorea cayenensis subsp. rotundata (Guinea yam), 756 nucleotides long. RefSeq lists its product as uncharacterized. Gene Ontology annotation, biological process: mitochondrion organization. The transcript has 5 exons. The record is from RefSeq and is a predicted model, not a curated record. Lineage: Eukaryota; Viridiplantae; Streptophyta; Magnoliopsida; Dioscoreales; Dioscoreaceae. Gene Ontology annotation, cellular component: nucleus; mitochondrion. The coding region runs from base 124 to 558 and encodes 144 amino acids.
CCGUCAACUCAAAGCCAGAUUUCUCUCUAUAAAUAUCCUAUCCCUCAAAGCAAAACGUUAGGGUUAUUUUGCAGCUUUUAGGGUUUCUCUCCUGGUUUCUUGUUCCUAUUCGAUUCCGACAUCAUGCCUCGCCGAAGCUCUGGCGGACGCUCACGCUCAGCCCCCCGUGCUCCUCCACGUGCAGCUCCAGUGAGGAAUCCACCUCAACCAGUUCAUUCAGCUCCUCCGCCUGCUCCUGUUCAAGGAGGUGGAUCCGUCCUUGGAGGAAUUGGUUCCACCAUUGCUCAAGGUGUGGCUUUUGGUACUGGAAGUGCUGUUGCUCACCGGGCUGUUGAUGCGGUUAUGGGUCCCCGCACCAUUCAGCUUGAGACGGCAGCAUCUGAACCUGCUGCAGCUGCCCCAAUGAACAAUUCUAUGGGUGCUGAUUCUUGCAACAUCCAUUCAAAGGCCUUCCAAGAUUGCGUCAACAACUUCGGAAGCGACAUCAGCAAGUGCCAGUUCUAUUUGGAUAUGCUGAAUGAAUGUCGCCGGGGAUCUGGUGCUCCACUGAAUGCCUAAAUUUAGGCAUAAUUCCAAUGCUACUAUUUCCUUUCUCAUGUCUCCAUGAUUUAAAUAACAGUUUGACUGCUGGGCAUGCUUGAACAUUGAUGAAUGUUCUGGAUUUGAACCACCUUCAUUUUAGCAUAAAAACAUUAAACCAGGACCGUGCUAUUGAAUACAAACUUCUGUGGUUGUGUCCUUUUUUGCCAGUCUCUA